AAAACAUGAGAAUUGACAAACACAAACACAAAGAAUGAUUGUAACUUUUGGUUGUGUCGUGGACGCGGAGGACAUCGAUCUCGAUCAUCAUAGAUUCUGACUCCAAUCUUCAACGCUAACCUCCCAAUUUCCUCUUCUUGAUCUGCAAAUUCCUCGAGGGAAAAGGAAAAACAAUCCAUACCCCUUUUUUGAUCCACUCGUGUUGUAGCUGAAUUCCGAAGAUGCGAGGACCAACAACCCAGAAAGCAUAGAGAGGAUAAAAGGCGAAGAUAGUGCUAACCCAAAACCAAAGAUUCGAUUUUAGAGCGUGAGAGAUAAUGGGGUCUGGAGAAACUGCAGCUUCUUCGUCUGGAACCACUAACAUGUCUGGCUCAGGGCUUCACAAGAAGCACCAAUUGGAGCUAGAAAAUUUGACACUAACCACACAACCCUUCAAAACACUAAAAUUCUUCACAUUUUCCGUUAUUCAAUACUUGAAGAAAACUGCAUUUUAUCUGUUGGGAAAAGGUGGAUGGCUUCUGCUUUUAAGUUUUGUGGUAGGGGCUCUUGGCAUAAUGCUGAUCACCUUUGAUGGUCCUCAUGAAAAGCAUCUUGAGGAGCUGCUUAAAUAUUUCCGCUUUGGACUUUGGUGGGUCGUCCUUGGAAUUGCAUCUUCAAUUGGUCUUGGAUCUGGUUUGCAUACUUUUGUUCUAUACUUGGGUCCCCACAUAGCAUUCUUUACAUUGAAAGCCAUGCAAUGUGGGCGAGUUGAUUUGAAAAGUGCUCCAUAUGAUACAAUACAGUUAGAUAGAGGUCCUUCUUGGCUUGAUAAAGACUGCUCCCAAUUUGGGCCACCGUUGUUAGAAUAUAGUUCACACAUUCCACUCAGCAGUAUUUUGAGUCAAGUUGUGCUGGAGGCUGUUCUAUGGGGUAUGGGAACAGCUAUUGGAGAGCUUCCUCCUUACUUUAUCUCCAGGGCAGCACGCUUGUCUGGUAGCAAAUUGGAUUCAAUUGAAGAAUUGGAUACUGAAAACAAUGGAAUCAUGGCAACCUACGUUAACAAGAUCAAGCGUUGGUUUCUAUCUCACACUCAGCAUUUGAAUUUUUUAACCAUUAUGGCGCUUGCUUCGGUUCCAAAUCCUCUAUUUGACCUUGCCGGUAUCAUGUGUGGACAAUUUGGCAUUCCAUUUUGGAAGUUCUUUCUUGCCACUUUCAUCGGAAAGGCAAUUAUUAAAACUCACAUACAGACGGUAUUUAUCAUCUCAGUUUGCAAUAAUCAGCUCCUUAACUGGAUAGAGAAUGAAUUUAUCUGGGUUCUCGGCCAUAUACCUGGUUUUGAAUCUAUCUUGCCGUCUUUGAUUGCUAAGCUCCAUGCUGCUAAAGAUAAGUAUCUCAAAGCAUCCCAUCCAGUUUCCCCAAAUAUCCAGGGGAAAAAAUGGGAUUUCUCAAUUGCUUCAGUGUGGAACACUGUGGUGUGGCUUAUGCUUAUGAACUUCUUUGUCAAGAUAGUGAAUUCAACUGCUCAGAGUUAUGUGAAGAAACAGCAGGAGAAAGAGCUAGCUGCAUCAACAGAAUAGAAUGUUCAUGUUCUGCUUGCACAUUGCUUUGUUUUUUUUAAGCUACUCUUGCAAGCAGAAAUGUUGAACUUACUGCUCUUCCUGUGAAAGUGAAAUUUACUCAUUGAAUUAGAGUUAGAGGUCUUGUUAGGAGCGCUUCUAUAGGCAUCAAUAUACGAACACAAUAGGUAACAUAAGCUGUGACUUUCAUUUUAGGCAACAAUUAUUUGGGAUGGCUCAUAGAUUUUUAACCACACUAUUGCUGUUUACCAUGGAAUUACUCUAAUCCUACUAUUCUUUUGGAAUUGCAAAACUAUUUGCUUUUUUUUAUGAGUA
Molecule: messenger RNA, 1871 nt
Organism: Lotus japonicus
Lineage: Eukaryota; Viridiplantae; Streptophyta; Magnoliopsida; Fabales; Fabaceae
Product: vacuole membrane protein KMS1-like
Exons: 8
Coding region: 318-1556 (412 amino acids)
Source: RefSeq, a predicted model, not a curated record